Ananas comosus (pineapple) is the source of this 1708-nucleotide messenger RNA. RefSeq names its product probable BOI-related E3 ubiquitin-protein ligase 2. The record is from RefSeq and is a predicted model, not a curated record. NCBI's taxonomy places the organism in Eukaryota, Viridiplantae, Streptophyta, Magnoliopsida, Poales, Bromeliaceae. Gene Ontology annotation, molecular function: ubiquitin-protein transferase activity. Bases 312 to 1328 code for a protein of 338 amino acids. The transcript has 4 exons.
CGCUGCCCUCUCAAAAGGAGAGAGAGAGAGAACGAAAGUGCGAAAGGAUAUCUCCGAGCUCAAAAUUAGGGUUUCGUCUUCUCCGAUCUCAACAUUAGGGAUUCGUCUUCUCCGUCUCCCUCCUCCGAUCUUGGUGAUCUCCCUCGAUUGCUAGGGUUCUUUCGAUCUCCGUCUCCUCCUCCUUCGAGCCCGGCGAUCUCCCUCGAUCGCUAGCGUUUCUUCUUCGUCUUCGAGCUCCUCCGAUCUCGGCGUGCGAUCUCCCUUGAUCGAAUUCGCCUCAGGGAGAGAAAAAAAAAAGAACGAAAGGAAGGAUGUUUAACGGAAAUAAUGGCAAUCUUCAGUUCCCCUCUUUCUUGGAGCAAGAACAAUUCCGUUAUGGUUCUAGUGCAUCUACUCAAUUGCAGUUGUUUGGAAACACUGAAUUUCCUGCUACAUGUAACGUUGGUCCUGUUAACAAUGUCGGACAUCAUAAUUUUUCUGGUCUAAGCCAACCAAACCAAAUAAAGAGGGAGAUGGAUGACACGGAAAGGCAGUACAAGCUUCAGAUUUCCUUGGGCAAUUUUGGCCAGGACGAGGCUGAUCGAAUAGCAAUGGGUUUCCGCAAUCCAAAUGCUGUGUCAACCGGGUUAAGACUCUCCUAUGAUGAUGAUGAACACAACUCCUCUAUUACAUCUGCUAGUGGAAGCAUGACUUCACUUCCUAUCAUGAUGUCCAUUAGUGAUGAUCUGAGGGCUGAGAUUGACCGGCAAAAUGAAGAGUUUGAUAAUUACAUUAAAAUUCAGGAGGAACAAAUGAUGAAAGGCAUGAGAGAGAUGACCCAGAGGCACACAGUUGCAUUCCUAAACGCCAUCGAGAAAGGGGUGGGAAGGAAACUGCGUGAGAAAGAGCUCGAGGUGGAGAAUAUGAGUAGGAAAAACAAAGAGCUAGUCGAACGGAUCAAGCUAGUGUCGAUGGAGGCCCAAUCAUGGCAAUGCAGAGCAUGGUACAAUGAGUCCAUCAUCAAUAUGCUGAAGAGUAACCUCAACCAAGCCUUAGCGCAGGGGGGGGCCGGAGAUCAUGCCAAGGAAGGGUGUGGGGAGAGCGAAGUAGACAAUACGGCGGUCUCUUCUUACAACCCUAAUGUGCUGAUCGGAGGCGAGGAUUUCCCUCGUCAGCCGAGAAAGCUGAGUCAGCAGCUGGUGUGUAGGUCGUGCAAGUGUCAGGAAGUUUGCAUGCUUUUGAUGCCGUGCCGGCAUCUGUGCUUGUGUGAGCACUGUGAGCGCUUAGUGGAACUCUGUCCGAUCUGCAAAUCCAGGAAGAGUGCUAGCCUUCCCAUUUUCAUGUCCUGAUAAGUGGAAAAAAGAAAAUGUUACACCAUCGUUAUAAAUCGAAGUAAUCUCAUCAACAGGAAUCAUAUAUACCUGAUACCUGAUUAGUACUUCCAAGCGUACCGAAUGUGGUUCUAUCCCUUUCCGUCUGUGUGUGUUCUUGUGCAUGGCUUGUCAUGCCUCUGCUGACUCUCCUAUAUUCUGGAUCCGGGUGAAAAAGAGGCUUCCAUUGUGAGGUUGAAUUGAAUGACGUGCUGGUUGUAGUUGAUAGCGAACAAUUUUCAGUCCUCAGUGAUUUUUUUUCAAAGCUUAAAUGUAUUUCGUGGCGCAAAGUGUUGAUCAGCAGCCUUUUCAACCUAACAUCAUCGGCUGGUUGGUAAGUGGAUGUCCUUUUUUUGCCA